This is a messenger RNA of Arachis duranensis, 2454 nucleotides long. RefSeq lists its product as uncharacterized. Gene Ontology annotation, molecular function: nucleic acid binding; RNA-DNA hybrid ribonuclease activity. The coding region runs from base 1 to 2454 and encodes 817 amino acids. Gene Ontology annotation, biological process: DNA integration. The transcript has 2 exons. NCBI's taxonomy places the organism in Eukaryota, Viridiplantae, Streptophyta, Magnoliopsida, Fabales, Fabaceae. The record is from RefSeq and is a predicted model, not a curated record.
AUGUGUGUUGAUUUCACCGAUCUCAACAAAGCAUACCCCAAAGAUUCCUACCCUUUGCCUUCUAUUGAUUCCUUAGUUGAUAAUGCAUCUGGUUUUGAAAAACUCAGCUUUAUGGAUGCAUAUUCUGGUUAUAACCAGAUCCAAAUGCAUCCAUCCGACCAAAAUAAGACAGCCUUCAUUACUGAAUAUGGAAACUAUUAUUAUAAAGUCAUGUCAUUUGGCCUUAAGAAUGCAGGUGCGACAUAUCAACGUCUCAUGGACAAAGUCUUCGCCAAACAAAUCGGCAGAAACAUUGAGGUCUACGUUGAAGAUAUGGUCGCCAAGACAAAGAUCGGCAACAAUCACCUUGACGACCUCGCGAAAAUCUUCGAACAGCUAAGAAAAUACAACAUGCGGCUAUACCCCGAGAAGUGCGCAUUUAGGGUCCAGAGUGGCAAAUUUCUCGGCUUCUUGCUCACUAGCCGAGGUAUUGAAGCAAAUCCAGAAAAAUGCCGAGCUAUUUUAGACAUGGCAAGUCCACACACCAUCAAGGAAGUCCAACGGUUAACAGGGAGACUUGCUGCACUCUCUAGAUUUUUACCUUGCUUAGCUUCUAAAACUUUAUGUUUUUUCCAAACUUUAAAAAAGAAAAAAGCUUUCCAAUGGACUGAUGACUGUGAACAAGCAUUCACAACCAUCAAAGAAACUCUUUCAAAACCACCAAUUUUACAAACCCCCUUACAAGGGGAACCAUUAUUCUUAUAUUUAUCUAUCACUAAUUGGGCUGUCAGCUCCGCUCUUGUUACAGAAAGGGAAAAGCAGCAGUCUCCUAUCUAUUUUACCAGCAAAACAUUACAGAAUUCCGAGCUUCGAUAUCCGACCAUUGAGAAGCUGGCCCUAGCCCUUGUCUUCUCGGCCAGAAGACUCCGACCAUAUUUUCAGAGCCAUGAAAUCCAUGUUCGAACAGAUGAUCCUUUACGCCAAGUCCUCCAAAAGCCUGAGCUGGCUGGCCGACUAGUAAAAUGGUCAGUAGAGUUAUCAGAAUUUGAUAUCACGUACGAAGGCCGAGCAUCCAUCAAAUCCCAGUUUUUGGCCGACUUUAUUGCCGAAUUCUCAGUACCGAGUACAACUGAAGACUACAUCGAAUGGUCUUUAUACGUCGACGGGUCCUCCAACCCACAAGGGUGUGGAGCAGGUAUCAUACUUGACGAUAACCACGGCACCGUCAUCGAACAUUCCCUCAACUUUUCAUUUAAAGCAAGCAACAAUCAGAGUGAGUAUGAAGCACUAAUUGCUGGCCUUAAACUCGCUGCCGACCUAAACAUCACCAAACUUAAGGUAUAUUGCGACUCCUUGCUUAUCGUCCAACAGGUAAACAACUUAUACCAAGUAAAGGACCUUUUGCUUUCUAAAUACUUGGAUGUCAUGCAAAAUUUGCUUUCAAAAUUUUCUAAAUAUGAAAUACAACACAUACCAAGGGAGAGUAAUGGUCGAGCUGACAUUCUGUCUAAACUCGCCAGUACUCAACCAAAUGGGUCAUCACUUUAUCAGUCAACACUACUCAAGCCAAGCAUUGAACUAACACAAAUCUUAAGUGUAACACAGGAAGAAGAUUGGAGAUCUCCAUACAUACAAUAUCUCCGGACAGGGAUCUUGCCAGGCGACGUCGAAAAUGGUCGACACUUCCGCCGACAAGCCUCCUUUUUUACAAUUUAUAAUAAUUGCCUAUAUAGACGGGGAUUCUCUCGCCCAUUACUUAAAUGUCUUUGCAGAACAGAAGCCGAGCUUGCACUUGCUGAGGCACAUGAAGGGAUCUGUGAUAAUGGUCGCCAGUUUGCCGAUCAAAAAUUCACAUCUUUCUUGCAGAACUUGAAAAUCAAACAACACUUCUCAUCAGUAGAGCACCCACAAACAAAUGGGUUAGCUGAAGCCGCAAAUAAAGUAAUACUACAUGCUCUAAGCAAAAAAUUGAAUGAUACAAAAGGCCUCUGGGCCGAGCUUAUCCCCGAGAUCAUAUGGGGAUACAAUACAAUAAUUCACUCAACCACAAAGGAGACACAUUUCCGUUUAGUCUACGGUUCAGACGCAAUGAUACCAGUGGAGAUCUCCCAAUCCUCACUACGCACUAAAUUGGCCGACCAAACUACACAAGACAUAGCUCGCCAAUCUAAGCUCGACCUCGCAGAAGAAAUAAGAUCAUCAACGGCAGCCAAACAUCUGGCCAUGCAACAGCACAUAGCUCGAAGAUAUAACAAGAGACUUCAGCCAAGGUCUUUCCAAAUCCACAACCUUGUCCUCAUAAAAACAGAACAAGCUAGGAAACCAUCCGCACAUGGUAAAUUAUUAGCUAAUUGGGAAGGACCCUACCGAAUCACAGAAGUCAUCGGCAACGGAGCCUACCGACUACAAACCUUAGAGGGUAAAGAUCUCCCUAAUACUUGGAAUGUAUCUUCCUUAAAAUUAUAUUACAGUUAA